UAUACACCAUCCAGGCUUUUAUUUCUCUUGGUAAUCUGUACCCGAGAGGGCUGCCCGCUGUCGGUUUGGCUGUGAGGGCGGGAGUCGUCGCAUGGACUGACAUGGCCACUGACCUCGCCAUGAGCGCAGAGCUGCCCAACAGCCCGCUGGCCAUCGAGUACGUCAACGACUUCGACCUCAUGAAGUUUGAGGUGAAGAAGGAACCGCCCGAGGCCGACCGCUACUGCCACCGGCUCCCGUCGGGCUCCCUGUCCUCCACCCCGAUCAGCACACCCUGUUCCUCCGUGCCUUCCUCCCCGAGCUUCUGCGCGCCGAGUCCGGGCGCGCAGCCUAACCAGAGCCUCGCCAGCGGGGUCAUCAACAGUGGCGGCAGCAACAACAGCAGCAGCAACGGCGGCAACAAUCACAGCAACGCAGGCAAACCUCAGCUGGAAGACCUGUACUGGAUCCCCAGCUACCAGCACCACAUCAACCCCGAGGCGCUCAACCUGACCCCGGAGGACGCCGUGGAGGCCCUCAUCGGCAACGCGCACCACCACCACCACCACCAUCACCAGGCCUACGAGGGCUUCCGCGGCCAGCAGUACGUCGGGGAGGACCUGUCCGCGGCCUCGGCGGCUCACCACCACCAGGCCCAUCACCACCACCAUCACCACCACCACGGCCACCACGGCCGCCUGGAGGAUCGCUUCUCGGACGAGCAGCUGGUCAGCAUGACUGUGCGGGAGCUGAACCGGCAGCUGCGCGGCUUCAGCAAGGAGGAGGUGAUCCGCCUGAAGCAGAAGCGGCGCACGCUGAAGAACCGCGGCUACGCACAGUCCUGCCGCUUCAAGCGCGUCCAGCAGAGGCACAUGCUGGAGACCGAGAAGUGCACCCUGCAGAACCAGGUGGAGCAGCUGAAGCAGGACGUGGCCCGGCUCGUCAAGGAGCGGGAUCUGUACAAGGAGAAGUACGAGAAGCUGGCCAGCCGGACCUACAAUACCGGCGGACCUGCAAACACGAGAGACCCGUCGGCUGCGGGUCACGCAAAACAGGCCGAGUUCUUCAUGUGAGAAACUCGAACCCCGCCACAGACACUCUGCAGUUCCACCUCGUCACAUUACUCUCUAUUUUUCUGCGUUUCUAUUGUGUUUACAGUUAUUCCCUCCACACACAAAAAAGACGAUUUAAAAGCGACAUAUGAGUGCAAAAAAUGUUGCUUUUUACACGCGUAAAAGUGCGUAAAGUGGAGCAUUUUACGCGCGCGGCGAGUCUUAAACCUGGUGAUGUGGGCACAUCAAUCUGUGGCUUUUCUGUGGUUCAGCACAACCAGAAAAGUCGUAUUUUGACUGUCUUAAUUCAUAGACAGAUGAUUUUGUCUUAAAACAGAGAAGGAAGAGUGUUGU
Thalassophryne amazonica is the source of this 1385-nucleotide messenger RNA. RefSeq names its product v-maf avian musculoaponeurotic fibrosarcoma oncogene homolog Aa (gene mafaa). Bases 102 to 1052 code for a protein of 316 amino acids. Lineage: Eukaryota; Metazoa; Chordata; Actinopteri; Batrachoidiformes; Batrachoididae. The transcript has a single exon. Gene Ontology annotation, molecular function: DNA-binding transcription factor activity, RNA polymerase II-specific; RNA polymerase II cis-regulatory region sequence-specific DNA binding. Gene Ontology annotation, biological process: regulation of transcription by RNA polymerase II. Gene Ontology annotation, cellular component: nucleus. The record is from RefSeq and is a predicted model, not a curated record.